AGGAAGGUGCGAAUAGAAAAAGUGUUCUGAGAAACGGUAGCAAAAAGCAAGCUGAGGCUAAGUUAUCGGGCCGAAGGUGGUAUUGUGAUUGCUAGGGCACGGCGCAGGAAGAUGGUGAUUCUGAGGAGGAAUGAAGGAUAGUUUUGUCUUUGGGAAACACACGACACAGAACCACUUCGCUUUGCAUUCGCACCUUCUCCAUCCCAUUCUCAUUCUCUUUCCGUUACCUUCUUCUAUAUACCCUCUCCACGCGCACACAGACCCUAAAUCUCUUCAUUUUCUCAAUUUUAUUUAUUUUACUCAUAAAUUAAACAUUCAAAUUGCUGUUCCUGGAAUCCCUAUUCUGUUAUCCAUGGACGCCGAAGAUGACGAAGCUUCACUCCAACCACACUCUGAUGCACAAUGCCACACCGACAUGCAGAAUAUCCCCUACGCUGCCGCGGAAGUCCCCGAGCCCGAUACCGUAGGGGAGCUGAGCGCAGCCGCCGCCGUCCAUGAGGUCGCCGCUGUUGAACCCGAUGCGACGAUGGAGGCGGCGGUUGAGUCCGACGAGGGCGUCGGAGCGCAAGUGAUGGACGAGGUAAUUGAGGAGAAGGGGGAUGAGGUCACCGAUGUGGAUGACGUGGCGUUGGAGAUGGAGAACGUCGAAGAGGAAGGGAAUUUGGCAAUUGAUGCGGAAGAGGACGAAAUUGGGGACGAAGACGCGAACGAAGACGCUUUGAUGGAAGAAGAAGAUGACGAACAGCAACAAGGGGAGGAGGAGGAGGAGGGGGAGGAGGAAGAAAAACAGCAACAAGGAGUGGAGGAGGAAGAAGAGGAACAGCAACAGGGUGAAGAGGAGGAGGAGGAGGAAGAAGAAGAAGAACAUCAACAAGGAGAAGAAGCAGAAGAAGAUGCUGAUGCUGGAAUGGCAAAAACAGACGAUACAGAGGAGAAGGAGGAGAAGAGUGUGAGUGGUGGGAAGAGGAAGCGUGGAGCUGGGAAGAAUGCUAAGACUACAGGGAGAGUUGCGUCCAGGAAAAAGACGGAAGAGGAUGUUUGUUUCAUUUGCUUUGAUGGAGGUGACCUUGUGCUUUGUGACCGCAGGGGAUGUCCCAAGGCUUACCAUCCUUCCUGCGUUAAUCGUGACGAGGCAUUCUUUCGAGCCAAGGGAAAGUGGAAUUGCGGUUGGCAUCUUUGCAGCAACUGUGAGAGGAAUGCAAACUAUAUGUGCUAUACAUGUACUUUUUCUCUGUGCAAGGGAUGCAUCAAAGAUGCUGUUAUUUUAUGUGUCAGGGGAAACAAGGGAUUUUGUGAGACAUGCAUGAGAACUGUAAUGUUGAUUGAACAGAAUGUGCAGGGAAGCAAUGUGGGACAAGUAGAUUUUGAUGACAAAAACAGCUGGGAGUAUCUCUUCAAGGACUACUACAUAGAUCUAAAAGAAAAACUAUCUCUAACAUUUGAUGAAAUCUCUCAAGCUAAAAACCCUUGGAAGGGAUCUGAUAUGCUUCAUUCUAAGGAGGAAUCACCUGAUGAACUUUUUGAUGCCACUAAUGAUAGAGGAUCAGAUUCUGAUAGCUCCUAUGAAAAUGAUUCCAAUCGCCCUAAAAGAAGAAAGGCAAAGAAACGGGGUAAGCCCCGUUCCAAAGAAGGAAAUUCGAAUGGUGCAGUGACAGUGUCUGGUGCUGAUGGGCCAUCCGGAGAUGACAGCUCUGAGUGGGCUUCAAAAGAGCUUCUGGAGUUUGUUAUACACAUGAGAAAUGGAGACAAAUCUGUUUUAUCUCAGUUUGAUGUGCAGGCUCUUUUGCUUGAGUAUAUUAAAAGAAAUAAGCUUCGAGAUCCUCGCCGAAAAAGUCAGAUUAUAUGUGAUGCGAGACUUCAAAAUCUUUUUGGUAAACCAAGAGUGGGACAUUUCGAGAUGUUAAAGCUUCUUGAGUCCCAUUUCCUUCUAAAAGAGGAUUCUCAGGCCGAAGAUCUGCAGGGAAGUGUUGUUGACACCGAAGUUAGUCAUUUGGAAGGAGAUGGGAAUCCCAAUUCAUAUACGAAAGCUGGCAAAGAUAAGAAGCGGAAAAAUCGCAAAAAGGGUGAUGACAGAGGACUUCAAACUAAUGUUGAUGAUUAUGCAGCUAUUGAUAACCAUAAUAUUAAUUUAAUUUAUCUACGACGAAAUUUGGUUGAAGAUCUCCUUGAAGAUACAGAGAAGUUUCAUGAUAAAGUUGUUGGUGCUUUUGUGAGAAUAAGAAUUUCUGGUAGUGGUCAGAAGCAAGACUUAUAUAGGCUGGUUCAGGUUGUAGGUACAUGCAAAGCAGCAGAGCCAUAUAAAGUUGGUAAAAGGAUGACAGAUACGUUGCUAGAAAUCUUAAAUUUAAACAAGACAGAGAUUGUAUCUAUUGAUAUUAUCUCAAAUCAGGAGUUCACAGAGGAUGAAUGCAAACGUCUCCGCCAAAGCAUUAAGUGUGGUCUCAUAAAUCGGCUAACUGUGGGUGACAUACAGGACAAGGCACUGGUGCUUCAGGCAGUUAGAGUAAAAGAUUGGCUAGAAACAGAGAUAGUGCGGCUGAGUCAUCUCCGCGAUAGAGCCAGUGAGAAAGGACGCCGGAAAGAGCUCAGAGAAUGUGUAGAGAAACUGCAGCUUUUGAAGACACCUGAAGAACGUCAACGUAGGUUGGAGGAAAUUCCAGAGAUACACGUGGAUCCGAACAUGGAUCCCAGUUAUGAAUCUGAAGAAGACGAAGAUGAAAUGGACGAUAAAAGACGAGAAAACUACAUGAGACCUAGAGGGUCUACUUCCUUUGGAAGGAGGGGGAGAGAUAUUGCUUCUCCUAGAAGUGUUUCUAUUUCAAAUGAAUCUUGGAGUGGAACAAGGAAUUAUUCAAAUACGAAUCAGGAACUUGGCAGAAAUUUGUCCAAUAAGGGUUUUUCAAUCAAAGGUGAAAAUGCUUCUAAUGUUAAUGAGGUACUGAAUGAUACUCAUUUGCUCCAGGGAAGAGAUAGGGAAUCACAACUAUCUAAUAGCUGGGAGAGGCAAAAACUCUCUUCAAGCUUGGAAAGUGGUGCCAAAAGUACCCAAUCAUUGGUAACAUCUGAUUCUUUCUCCACUGCUGUAUUGGAAGCUUCUGCAGCACCAUCUUCCGCUGGAAUAACUCCUUCAACUUUGAAAAUUAAUGAAACUGAAAAGAUGUGGCAUUACCAGGAUCCUUCCGGAAAAAUUCAGGGACCAUUUUCUAUGGUGCAGUUACGCAAAUGGAGCAACACAGGAUACUUUCCCGCUGAUUUGAGGGUUUGGAGAACCACUGAGAAGCAAGAUGAUUCUAUACUCGUGACUGAUGCCUUGGCAGGGAAUUUUUCUAAAGAACCAUCGAUGGUGGAUAAGGCUCAAAAGGUGCAUGAUUUACAUUACCCAGCCUCGUACUCUAGGAAGUCUGCUCAGGGUAUGGAAGGUCAAGCUGGAGAAAGACCAACAUUUGAUCAAAAUAGUGGAUCUUUGAAUUCACAUAGUACUCUGGGUUCUCCGGCACAAACCACAGGAGGAAGUUGGAGAUCUAAAGAUAAUAUGAAUUCUUUAGCAAGUAGACCCUCUCCAUUGGCAGUUGAGGUCCCCAAGAACCCUGCAAACGGCUGGGGUUCUGAUGCUGGUAGUAGAAAUGAAACAACAAAUCUUCCUUCACCUACACCUCAGACUACCCCUGGUGUGUCUAAGGGGCAGGCUUUUGAAAAUAAAUGGUCACCAACACCUGUCCAGUUGCCUGGGUCUCUCGUAGGAAAUUCAUUCCCAAGCAAUCAUGGAGGUUUGCAGGCCUCUUUGGUAGUGCACCCAGAGCAUGCUGUGCAAAAUCCUGAAAAAGGCUCUUCACAACCCGGUAUUAGUUCAGUGUCUUCAGAUAAUUCUAGGUUACAUCCUCAACCAGCACCGGUGGCACCUGUUCUGCAUUCAGGGCUUGACCUCAAAAUGGCAGGUACAAAUAUGCAAAACCAGGUUGUGCUUAGCCACAACUCUCAUGCAGAAGCUCAAGGGUGGGGUUCUGCUGGGGUUCCAAGGCCAGAACUGCAGGCUUGGGGAGGUGUAUCAUCCCAACCAAAUUCUGCUACUAUGCCUGCCCAGCCAGCAUCCCAUGGCCCCUGGGUUGAUGCUUCAUCUGUGCAGAACACUGCCUCUUUUAACACUGGAAAUCCAUCUGCAGGUUUACCCACACCUGGGUUUCUGGGCAUGAAUACACCCGAGCCUUGGAGACCACCAGCUUCAAGUAGUCAGCCAAACAUCACAGGUCCUUCUCCAGCUCCACCCAAUAUGCCUUGGGGAAUGGGCAUGCCAGGAAAUCAGAAUAUGAACUGGGGUGGCGUUGUACCUGCUGCCAAUAUGAACGCAAACUGGAUUCCUACGCAGGGGCCAGCACCAGGAAAUUCAAAUCCAGGAUGGGCUGCCCCUAGUCAGGGUCUACCUCCAGUGAAUGCAGUUGGCUGGGUUGGACCUGGUCAAGGCCGUUCCCAUGUAAAUGUGAAUGCAGGAUGGGUUGGGCCUGGUCAGGGUGUACCACCUGGAAAUGCCAACCCUGUUUGGGUUCCACCGGCAGGGAAUCCAGGCGUGUGGGGAAGUGAGCAAAGUCAUAAUGGAGACCGGUUCCCCAACCAAGGGGAUCGAGGUAGCCAAAGUAGAGAUUCUGGUUAUGGUGGUAAAUCUUGGAACAACAGGCAAUCAUCAUUUGGCAGAGGAGCUCCUUCCAGGCCUCCUUUUGGGGGACAACGAGGAGUUUGCAAGUAUCAUGAGAGUGGACAUUGCAGGAAGGGGGAUUCUUGUGAUUUUCUACACAAUUAGUUGUAGGGCUCUAAUUAAUUAGUGGCAGAGAAACAUCUCUUACUGUACAGUAUUUUGCAUUUUCAUGGCUAAACGUUGUACAAGGAUGCGUCAUGUAUGUAGAACUUGUGCAUUGUAGUAUCUUGUUUAUUUGCCUUGCCUAAUUGUCUUUUUGGGGCUGUCUUUCUUGGAGUUGUCUGUCUUAUGCGAGAGUUAAGUAGUUGAAGAAGUUAAACUGGCAUUUAGAUUAUUGAUAAUGAAAGAUAGUUGAGGUUACCUU
This is a messenger RNA of Vigna angularis (adzuki bean), 5051 nucleotides long. RefSeq names its product zinc finger CCCH domain-containing protein 19. The transcript has 10 exons. Gene Ontology annotation, molecular function: metal ion binding; protein binding; DNA binding. Lineage: Eukaryota; Viridiplantae; Streptophyta; Magnoliopsida; Fabales; Fabaceae. The record is from RefSeq and is a predicted model, not a curated record. Bases 131 to 4792 code for a protein of 1553 amino acids.